This is a messenger RNA of Amphiprion ocellaris (clown anemonefish), 1530 nucleotides long. RefSeq names its product glycine C-acetyltransferase (gene gcat). The transcript has 9 exons. Lineage: Eukaryota; Metazoa; Chordata; Actinopteri; Pomacentridae. Gene Ontology annotation, molecular function: pyridoxal phosphate binding; glycine C-acetyltransferase activity. The record is from RefSeq and is a predicted model, not a curated record. Gene Ontology annotation, biological process: L-threonine catabolic process; biosynthetic process. Bases 62 to 1345 code for a protein of 427 amino acids.
UCUGCGUUCAUCCUGGUUUGGUGGCACUUUUUCACGCCUCAACAAACGACUCCACGCCGACAUGUCUCUCGGAAAAGCUGCCCGGAAUUUGGUGACACCGGCCCGGGGCGUCCUGCGCUCCUCCGCCGCGGCUCUGAACCGGAGCUACGCCGCCGUGGCCGAGGCCCGAGCGGUGCUGGAGAACGAGCUGGACACGAUCCGAGCCGCGGGGACGUGGAAAGGAGAGAGGAUCAUCACCUCCAAGCAGGGACCUCAGAUCAGCGUGGAUGGCAGCCGUGGCACCAUUUUGAAUUUCUGUGCCAACAAUUACCUGGGGCUGUCCAGUCAUCCGGAGGUGGUGCAGGCUGGAAUUGACGCUCUGAAGUUAUACGGUGCUGGACUGAGCUCCGUCAGAUUCAUCUGUGGGACACAGGAUCUCCACAAAAACCUCGAGCAGAAGCUGGCACAGUUUCACGAGAGGGAGGACUGCAUCCUGUAUGCCAGCUGUUUCGAUGCCAACGCCGGACUUUUUGAGGUGCUGUUGGGCCCAGAUGAUGCUGUGCUGUCUGAUGAACUAAACCACGCUUCAAUCAUCGAUGGGAUCCGUCUGUGUCGAGCAAAGAGGCUGCGCUACAAACACAUGGACCUCAACGAUCUGGAGAUAAAACUCAAAGAGGCUCAGUCAUCUCGUAUGCGGCUGGUGGUGACCGAUGGAGUUUUCUCUAUGGAUGGAGACGUGGCUCCUUUACAAGGAAUCUGUGAUCUGGCUGAACAGUACGGAGCCAUGGUGUUUAUCGAUGAAUGUCACGCAACUGGAUUCCUGGGCUCCCGGGGCAGAGGAACAGAUGAGCUCCUUGGAGUGAUGGACAGAGUUCAUAUUGUAAACUCCACUCUGGGAAAGGCGCUGGGUGGAGCAGCAGGUGGCUACACAGUGGGUCCUAAGCCUCUCAUUGACCUGCUGAGGCAGCGCUCGCGGCCCUACCUGUUCUCCAACUCGCUCCCCCCUCCCGUGGUCGGCUGUGCCACCAAGGCUGUGGAGCUGCUGCUAGCGUCCAAUGAGAUCGCACAGAGCAUGACGGCCAAAACCAUGAGAUUCAGGAACAACAUGACGAAGGCCGGCUUCACCAUCGCAGGCUCCGCUCACCCCAUCUGUCCUGUGAUGCUCGGCGACGCACGGCUGGCCUCUGUGAUGGCCGACGAUAUGCUGAAGUUCGGAGUGUAUGUGAUUGGAUUCUCCUACCCGGUCGUACCAAAGGGCAAAGCCAGAAUCCGCGUACAGAUCUCGGCAGCGCACACGGACGAAGACAUCGACCGCUGUGUCGACGCUUUCAUCCAAACAGGCAGAAAGCACGGAGUCGUCUCCUGAAUCCAGCAAAUGAACAAAAAUCAGAAAAGGAAUCGGCAAACUGCUUGCCACUGCAGAUUGCGCUGCUUGUUCCUCAAGACCUAUGAAUGGUAUUGAUGGAAGUGUUGGUUACAUUUGUAGGUCAAUGGAGCUAAAUGUUAUGUUUGUGUUUGCUCAGCUGAAUAAAGCACUUUUGCUAAAGUCUA